Molecule: messenger RNA, 570 nt
Organism: Zootermopsis nevadensis
Lineage: Eukaryota; Metazoa; Arthropoda; Insecta; Blattodea; Termopsidae
Source: RefSeq, a predicted model, not a curated record
UUCACCGUCAGUGAGCGGAUCGCUCACAGAUUACAGGUUUGGAUGGAUGAGUUUCAGUGGCUCAUGUGUUAUGCGUUAACAUACUAUGUUUAUUGCGAUAGUUGCACACAAGGUGGUUUAGUAGACAAUGAUGGAAUAUGAAUUCUGGUAGUUUGUUUUCUGUUGACAAUGACUAGUCAAAACUGCAAGAAAUAUUUAUUUUGGUUUGCCAACGAACACGUAGAUUUCCGUUUGCCUGAGAUUACAUCUAUUGCAUCCCUAUUCAACAUUAAUAUAAGAUGGCUUGAAAAACCAAACCAACAUCCUUAUUGGGUAGUGGAACUACCUUCUGAAAAAGCUGCUAGGCAGAUUGCUAGCCGAUCUGUGGGGCUACGCUCUUGCAUGGAACUUUGGGCUCAAGCUAAAACAGAAGAAGAACUACACAAGAAUGUUCGAUCUUACCCCAUGGAGCUAAUGAAACCAUACUUCAAGCCAGAUCUGUCAUUUAAGAUCAGUGUUGAAACAUUCUGUAACAGGCAAAGUCAAGCAGAGAAAGUAACAAAAAUUGAGGUAUGUACAUGUAGUGGCUAG